AUGGAGACCUCUGUUACACGAGUUUGGAAAAACCUCAAUUUUGAUAAUAUGAAAGGCAUCAAUUAUGGUUCUACAUCAUGUUUGGGUUUUGAGGAAUUCUAUGGCCUAAUAAGAUUCAGCUAUGUCGGGUCUGGAGCUCAAGACUAUUUAGAAAAUGGUGACAUCAUUUCACUUUUAUCAUUUAUUGUUAUUUCAGAAAUUGUUGAAAACCUGAUUGUAGAAGACAGUUCACUUAUGAUACCUGAGGCAAUUGAUAGACUCUUCGUGGACAUAGCAAAUAUCAACAGGGAGUCUAUGGCUGAAAUACAGGACUCUCAGGUUGAAGAAAUGGCAGUAAACCUGUGGAACUGGGCAGUUACCAAGAAAACAGCUUUGGGUUUAAGUGAAGAGCAGAGCGCUAAAGUACGGCAUGUUGCUUGCAAGUUGGAGUGUAUGUGUGAAGGCUCAGCUGCUUCAGAAGAAGCUAUUCGAAGACAAAUUUUGAUGAAUAUGAAAACAGGAAAAGGAUGGGUGGAUGUUGGAAAUGCUAUGAUUGCUGAUGAAUUUUUUCAAGCUGCCAUGGCUGGUCUGGAGCAGUUAUAUGUCAUAUUAAUACAGAGUUGCUCCACUGAGGUCCAUGUGACUAUGCAGAAGACUGCUACGGAGAGGGACGUUUUCAGAGUGCUUGCUUACCAAGCAGAGUCAGCAAUUGCUCAAGAGGAUUUUCGAAGAGCAUCUACAUGUAUACUGCGCUGUAAAGAUAUGUUGAUGAGGCUGCCCAAUAUGACCGGAUAUCUUCAUAUUCUCUGUUAUAGCUUUGGAGUAGAAACCUACAAGCUGAAUAAAUAUGAACAAAGUUCUUUCUGGCUCAGCCAAAGCUAUGAUAUUGGGAAGAUGGAUAAGAGUUGUGUUCAGCCGGCAAUGCUGGCUAAAGUUCUACGGUUACUAGCCACUGCUUAUAUGGAUUGGGACGACAAAGAAUAUUAUAAGGCUCUCAGCGCUAUAAACCUAGCAAACAAGGAACAUUUAACUGCAGCUGGGCUUUUCUUAAAGAUGAAAAUCCUCUUGAAGUAUGAAACAGCUAAUGAAGAAUUUCUUGAAGCUGUCAUGGAAAUACUGCAUCGUGGCAUGUCUUUAGACUUCUGUCUGAACAUUGCUAAACUGCUGAUGGAUCAUGAAAGAGAAUCUGUUGGGUUUUAUUUCCUGAAGAUUAUCUGUGAACAUUUUAAGUCAUCAGAAAAUAUUGGUAAAGCUCUACUGCUCCAUGUUGACAUGCUUUUACAAAGGAAGGAAGAAUUGCUUGCCAUGGAGAAGAUUGAAGAAAUCAUUAUAGGUCACCAAACAGGAAGACAACUGACAACAGAAUUAGUAGGCUGUUUACACAACAUUCUAUGGAAAAAAGCUGCCCAAAGUUUUGAGGUACAAGAUUAUGCUGCUGCCCUACACUGGUACUACUGUUCUCUGAGAUUUUAUGCAUGUGAUCAAACGUACGUGGACUUGGCCAAGCUACAGAGGAACAUGGCUUCUUGUUACCUGCAUUUGGAACAAUUUGAUAAGGCUAAAGAGGCAGUGACAGAAGCUGAACGAUGUGAUCCUACAAAUAUUUUCACUAAAUUUUAUAUAUUCAAGAUUGCAGUCCUAGAGGGCAACUCUGACAGAGCUUUGCAGGCAAUUACUCCUUCAGGGAAUUUAUUAAGAGCUGAAGAACAAGAAGAGAAUGUUGUACUUACACAUAGAGGUUUAGUUGUCAUGUUCCUCAAUUUAGCUGCCCAGUUUGCUCUAAAGAAUGGACAACAAAUCGUGGCAGGAAAAGCUUUGGAAUAUUUAGCUCAAUAUUCAGAAGACGGACAACAAGUCCUUACAGCUUUAAAGUGUUUGUUUCGUCUUGUUGUUCCACCAGUUUCUCAAAUGCCAGAAUCUGAAAACAAAAAGAAAGAAAUAGAUAGACUUUUGACUUGCUUCAGUACAGCACUCCCGAAACUUGUUCAGUAUUUUGAUGGAGAAGCCUCGACUUCAGGCUUAAGGAUUAAUGAAGCUCAUUGGUUUCGAAAAAUAGCUUGGAACUUGGCUGUGCAAUGUAUCAAUGACCCAGUGACAAUGAGAGAGUUUUUCAUAAUUUCUUAUAAGCUGUCCCAGUUUUGUCCUUCUGAUCAAGCAAUUCUGAUUGCACAGAAAACAUGUUUACUUGUGGCAUCUGCAGUUGAUCUAGGACAAGGGAGAAAAGCUUCAACAACUUGCGAACAGGUAAUGUUACUGAAUCGUGCACUUGAUCAGAUCCAUAAAUGCAGAGACAUCUGGAAUCUCCUGAAAGAAACAGGGGACUUCUCAGGUGAUCCAUGUGAGACAUUGCUUCUGCUGUAUGAGUUUGAAGUUAAAGCCAAAAUGAAUGACCCAUUACUGGACAGCUUCCUGGAAUCAGUGUGGGAACUGCCUCAUUUAGAAAGUGGAACAUUGGAAACAAUCGCAUCAUUAGCAAUGGAAAUGCCUGCACACUAUCCUUCUAUCGCUCUAAAGGCCUUGAAAAAGGCUGUAUUUCUCUACAGAAAGAAAGAAUCAAUUGAUGUUUUGAGAUACAGCAAAUGUAUGCACAGCUUGGUUAACCUCUUAGUGCCAGAUGGGGUGGUGAAUGAAGAGCUCUGUCCCCUGGAAGAAGUUUGGGGCUAUUUUGAAGAUGCUCUGAGCCUUAUUAGCCACACUGAAGGCUACCCAGAAAUGGAGAUUCUCUGGCUGAUGGUCAAGUCCUGGAAUCUUGGGAUAUUUAUGUACAGCAGAAACAAGUAUAUGUCUAGUGAAAAAUGGUGUGGCCUGGCACUGCGUUUCAUUGACCACCUUGGCUCCCUUAAGAGAAACUAUGAAACUCAGAUGAAUGUUCUGUACAGUGAGCUUGUGGAAGCAGUAGAUAAAAAAAAAGGGCCCACUUGUUAA
Messenger RNA from Eubalaena glacialis (North Atlantic right whale), 2904 nucleotides. It is a transcript of the gene TEX11, whose product is annotated as testis expressed 11. Gene Ontology annotation, molecular function: protein binding. The transcript has 29 exons. NCBI's taxonomy places the organism in Eukaryota, Metazoa, Chordata, Mammalia, Artiodactyla, Balaenidae. Gene Ontology annotation, biological process: synaptonemal complex assembly; male meiosis chromosome segregation; meiotic cell cycle. Gene Ontology annotation, cellular component: central element. The coding region runs from base 1 to 2904 and encodes 967 amino acids. The record is from RefSeq and is a predicted model, not a curated record.